Molecule: messenger RNA, 2001 nt
Organism: Trypanosoma brucei brucei TREU927
Lineage: Eukaryota; Euglenozoa; Kinetoplastea; Trypanosomatida; Trypanosomatidae
Exons: 1
Coding region: 1-2001 (666 amino acids)
Source: RefSeq, a predicted model, not a curated record
AUGUCAGUGAGCGGUGUGUUCAGCAAAGGCCGUGGCAUUGGUCACGAGGCGGCCACCUCCAUCCUUCGUUAUAUUCCACGUGCACGUGUACCAUGGCAGCCAAGUCGCUUUGGGCGUGAGAAUCUCACAGCCGCGGAUAUGGCGCGACUCUGGAGUCGGGGCCGAUACCGUGACGGGCCUGGCAAUUACAACAGCGGAUACUGCACAGAGCGCACGCAUGUGCUCGAAGAAAACACUGUCUCAAUCAUACCGAGGCGGGAAUUGGAAAAAUAUAUGCCGGACAUUACAAUCGGCCCGAAGGCAUUAGUUACACCAGUUUCAUUGAUGAAUGCACGGAACGGUCAUCGCGUGACGCACGACCUGUUGCAUUCAUACGACCCACACAUUGGUCGACUUGGUAAACCGGCUGUUGUUGAUCAUGACAACAUUACCGUGGAGGACCCCAACCGUGUUGGCCUUAAUGCAGCGACACUUGACUGUAGGGGGCGUAUUUAUCGGUGGCUGCGCCGCGGCCCCUUCUUUCAGGUGGACAAUUACUUCCGUCGGUCGGUGAAACUUAAUCGAGACGGGACGCUUCCAACCGAUUUUGUGCAUGAGGCGCCGUUGAUGCGCAAGAUUAUUCGGCUUGCACACCGUGGGCAUUUAAAGGCAGCGUGUGAAGAGUACCGUCGUGUAACGACAGUUCCACCCGUGGAGGUUUACCGUGCGCUAACGGCCUGCUGUGUACCGGGUGCCAAACUUGCAGAUGCGGUGUCCAUAUUUGAGGAUGGUAACUCGAAACUAUUCUAUGUGUCGCGAGAUGGGGAGGUACUCCACAACCUCAUGCGAUGCGCCAUUGCGGCACGGCAUCGCGCGCGUAUAAUGUGGGUGUACAAUGUAAUGCGUGGUCGAUUCUACGAAAACGUUGUUGUGCGCGCAGAAGUGGAUCUCAUAUGGCGUUACCGCAUUGCAAUGAUCGCGCUUGAAUACCUGCUCGACCACGAAUGCGCUGAGGAGGCGGCCGCUAUUUACAGCUAUCUUGUUGAAGAAGAACUGUUGCGCUGCGAUGUGCACGUCCGAGUCGGUCUCCACAUGCGCGAGGCAAUUGCAGCGGGGAAGCCAAUAACGUUGAAUGACGACGUAAUGAAUGCUACAUCGCUUGUCAGGGAUGCGACGGCCGUCGCACCUGAGGUGGCCCGUGAGCUGCAACGCCGCCACGCACAGACGCUUCAAAAUAGCGCUGUUGAAGCCGUGGGCGCGGAAAAUGUGAGAGAGGGAUCCGCCCCUUGGUCUAUUCUUGGUCCCCUCACGGCUAUUGGACCAACAGCGGAGGAUACCAUGGUUUGGUUACAGCAACACUACGGUGAUGUCGAUGUUAUGAGUAUUAUGCGGUGGGCCCGUUUUAGGAAAGGGAAGGAUUUGAUGGCGAAGGACCGUCCACAGUAUCUUGCGCGCGCCGCCGCAUGGAUUGAGCUCCUCAGCAAACGUAACCGUGAGAUGGAAGAGGUGCCUUUGACCUACAUGCGCAAAUCUAAACCACUGGUGCUGGGCACGAACUCUAACGUGCGGGUGGCCUGGCAAACACCGUUGAUGAGAAGCGGUGGGCCACCAAGGCUGCUCGCCAGGGAGGAAGGCUACGUGUUUCACCACAGCAAUAGUUCUCGCUUUGUAGAGGAAACCUACCGCCACCCGGGCGAAUCGUUGCAGUCACGUUACCUGGCUCUUCAACCUCUGCACACGGAGGUAUCUGUAAAAGAGGACUUUCAACGGCUCUAUUACCAAGCGCAGAAGCAUCACAAACAACAGGAACGUUUACUUCCUGUAUCAACAGCAGCGAUCCCGUCUCGUAUCGUACACCAUUCGGUGAUGAGCGCUCUGCACGGUGUAAGUGGGAAAGGUGAGCCAGCAAACCGCAGCUUGUUCACUGGUAAUAGGAGUAAUGACAGUCAUUCCAACACUGGCGUCGCUAGUGGUACCAGCGCCUGCACCGACGGUGCGGGAAGCGCGACUCCGGAGUUUUAG